Messenger RNA from Heterobasidion irregulare TC 32-1, 201 nucleotides. RefSeq lists its product as uncharacterized. The record is from RefSeq and is a predicted model, not a curated record. The transcript has a single exon. NCBI's taxonomy places the organism in Eukaryota, Fungi, Basidiomycota, Agaricomycetes, Russulales, Bondarzewiaceae. The annotation marks the transcript as partial.
ACUCGCUUGAGCCUCGAGCCCGUGCUGUUGGUGGACGAUGUGCCUCUCGAUGGUGAAGGUGGGGGACUCUGUGAUGGUGAGUUGAAAGGGAUGGGGCGAGAGAGUAUCUGGCCCAUGGAAGAUGGGAGGGAGGAGGAACGAGGGGCUGGGGCAGCGCCCGAGGGGAAGAGAUGCUUUGUGGAUGAAGAGGAGACAGAGUGA